Molecule: messenger RNA, 715 nt
Organism: Euleptes europaea (tarantolino)
Lineage: Eukaryota; Metazoa; Chordata; Lepidosauria; Squamata; Sphaerodactylidae
Gene: PGPEP1
Product: pyroglutamyl-peptidase I
Exons: 5
Coding region: 2-631 (209 amino acids)
Biological process (GO): proteolysis
Cellular component (GO): cytosol
Molecular function (GO): pyroglutamyl-peptidase activity
Source: RefSeq, a predicted model, not a curated record
CAUGGAGAAGCCCCGGCGGCCCGUGGUGGUGACGGGAUUCGGCCCGUUCGGAGAGCAUUCAGUGAACGCCAGCUGGAUAGCCGUUCAGGAGCUGGAGAAGCUGGGCCUGGGCGACGAUGUGGACCUGUACGUCUAUGAAUUCCCCGUGGAGUACCAGGCGGUGCAGAGGCUGAUUCCUGCCCUGUGGAAGAAACACAGUCCCCAACUGGUGGUUCACGUUGGCUUGUCCGGCAUGGCCACAACGGUGACGCUGGAGAAAUGCGGCCACAACGUGGGCUACCGGGGCUUGGACAACUGCCGCUUCUGCCCAGGUUCGCACUGCUGCGUGGAAGGAGGGCCCGAAUGCCUCGACUCAGUUAUUGACAUGGACCAGGUGUGCAAAAGGGUCUCCGACCUGGACUUGGACGUCCUCGUGACGAUAUCCAAGGACGCCGGCAGGUAUCUCUGUGACUUCACGUACUACACUUCCUUGUACGAGAGCCACGGCCGGUCGGCCUUCGUCCAUGUGCCUCCGCUGGGGAAGCCGUACAGCGCGCAGCAGCUGGGCCGGGCGCUGCAAGCCAUCAUUGAGGAGAUGCUCAAUGUCUUGGAACACUCGGAGAGCAACAUUAACUGCCACAACGAGCAUUGAGCCUGGGCCAGAGACACCCCCCUUUUCUUCCUCACUGUUGCACUUCUCAAUCGUCCCACCAUCCUUGCAGAAUCCUGGGGGGGG